Molecule: messenger RNA, 699 nt
Organism: Haliotis rubra (blacklip abalone)
Lineage: Eukaryota; Metazoa; Mollusca; Gastropoda; Lepetellida; Haliotidae
Product: galactoside 2-alpha-L-fucosyltransferase SEC1-like
Exons: 3
Coding region: 1-699 (232 amino acids)
Biological process (GO): carbohydrate metabolic process
Cellular component (GO): membrane
Molecular function (GO): galactoside 2-alpha-L-fucosyltransferase activity
Source: RefSeq, a predicted model, not a curated record
AUGUCAGUGGUGGACACGCAGGAACAUUCCAUGACCCCCAUUCGGACAUUCCACCGUCUACAACAACAGGUUUCAUCUGGACAUCUUAACACAACUGGACCACGCUGCAACAAUAAGACGCUUCCUGAUGAAGUCGCCAGGACCGUGUUUUCAAGAUGGCGAACAACCGCGCCACGUGACAACACUCUAACAGUGUCACUGCGUGGUCGCCUAGGAAACAAUAUGUUUGAAUAUGCCUCAUUGCUCGGAAUUGCUUGUUUUCACAAUUACACAAAUACACAUGAAAACCGAACUAAAAUCGGGAUUCACGUUCGACGCAAAUACAUGAGAUCUGGGAGUAAGAUAGGCUAUCUGGCUGCGCCCUUGUCGUAUAUUAAAAAGGCCAUUGCUCAUAUGAAGACAAAGUUUCACAACCCACUGUUUCUUAUAGCUACUGAUGACAAAACUUGGUGCAGAAAAUAUGUUGUUUCCACGGAUAUAAUACUCAUGGAAAAUUCAGAUGCCCUUGUAGACUUUGCGACCUUGACCUUGUGUGACCACAUGAUAAUGACUGCGGGGACAUUUGGAUGGUGGGCUGCCUGGCUUGCAGACGGGUACACUGUAUAUUACAGAGAUUUUCCCAGACAAGGAUCAGAGUUAGCUAGAGGCCUCAUAAAGGAAGACUACUUUCUGCCACACUGGGUUCCUCUUGGUGCUUGA